AUGAAUGAAUCGUCAAAUCGUAACUCCCUAGUUGGUAGAAAUCCUGGAUUUCAUUCCAACGCCAUGCGUGACAGUCUACGUGUGCUUAACUCUUCUUGUGGAGUAACCGCAGCUCCUCAUGUUCUCGAAAACCGACUGAAUUAUCCACAGAACACUUCAAAUCACGGGUUUUUAUACUCCGAAAAUGGUUUCAAUAAGUCCAACCCUACUUUUCCCAAUUGUUCAGUUGAUCCCUGUUUUCCUAGUCUCAGCGUCUCAAUGGAACAAAAUUUGGUUACGGAUUACUCUCAGUGUCAUUCAUGUGGUAGCUCCCCACCACCUCCAGCGUUAUCUCCAGUUAGUUCCUCUCCUACCCAUGGGAGUAACAAUCAAAAUAACCAACCUUCCUCUCCUUCCCCUCCAAUUAUAGUCGCUGAAAUUCGAGCUCCUUCAUCGAUUUCAUCUCACUCAGCUUCCGAGAAAAGCUCUCACACCAGGGGUGCGUUUAAAAUGAUGAAUCAACAUGCUUCCCAGAUCCUGAAUAAACCACCAAAUUCUAGCUGCCCACGAAUAGUAAGCGAUAUGUUUAUAUCUAGUUCCAGCAGUUCAUCUUCAUCUACAUCUUCCUCCUCAGUUCUAAAUGAGGCUAACCAUGCUGCCAAUGGUCUACCAAUUCUCGAAAAAAUCUCUAUCGUUCUUGGUUCACCUAAAAGACCAGUUAGUGACAAUUCAAUAGUUCGGUUAAACAACACCGAUUCACCUUCAAAAAGUGAAGACCUAAAACUUCCAAAGUUGGUUCUGGAGAAUCAUAUCCAUCUACCAGGCAGUAACGAAAACUCCUUAGAAAAGCUUGAUGAAUCCUUCAAAGCGAACUCAUCUGCUACAAACGAAGAUACUAAGUCGAUUGUUCUGGGUAGGAGGUCUAAGAUAGCGACUAGACGAAAGGCGACAAUCCGUUCAAGACGUCGACUUAAAUCACGGAAAAUUCGAGGAGAUUCUGAUUCUGAUUUCGAGCCAUUUUCCCAGUCUCAAGCAGGCGGAUCCCGUGGAAGGGCGGAUGCCAGAGCCCUUAUCCGCCGAGUUCAACAAAAAGUUGGCAGUAAGAAAUCUAUCGCUGGUGCUGCAUCAGACACUCCUGGUGGAACCAGUGCAGAUAUUGCAAUGCGCAGAAAGUAUUUAGAAUCACCUUUUUUAUGUCUUUGUCAAGCUGGAAGAACAGUUUCUAGUCUUAUGAAAACUUCAAACAAUUCCACUAAAUACAGUUGUAUUCCUUCUGGAUCUAAAAUAGGUUGUGAUAACUCAGCAACUGAUAAUGAGUUAACUGAUAUGAAUUCAUCUUUUUCUGCCCAUAUAAUUAACCCAGCUUUACGUGACUUAUCAGUUCAACAAGUUAACGGGAAUAUCUCUCACUGUACUAUGCCUGUUAGUUGUCCAUUCAAAGCUAAUCUAACUGGAAGCGAAUCAAUGAAAGUUGAUAAACAUGACCUUGGCAUUGAAUCUCGUAGUAUUCUUGCAGGUAUUACAUAUAGACCUUCGGGACCUCUCCGAGUACGUGACUAUCAGUUUCCAACCUCAAUAAAUCCUAAAAGUCUAUGGAUAUGUGCUUUCUGUGGUGAAGAUAACAAUUAUACUGAACUUGGUUGUUUAUAUGGUCCUUAUUGGCUCACAGAAGCGGAUAUAAAGCAACUACCUUCAGAACUGAUAUAUGAUUCUACUAGUGAAUAUGAACCUUCUGACACAACGACCCAACCUAAUACACCUACAACUUCUAUAUCCAGACGUGCAAAAAGUAUAGAAAAGGCAAUUCGUUCUGGUGUAAUUACUUCGACUACUACACGAUCUGCAGCAGCCCAAGGACGUCCUACAGUUGCUAAUACUGGUGUUCUCCGCCUAGUUAUCAAAGCUUCAAACGGUACAAUAAAUAAUAAUCACUGCUUGACAAACAAUUCACCUGAUCUAUCUAAAGUAAACAAAGACAGUAAAUUCUCCAGGCCUAGAGUGGGGUCAAAUGGUGAAGUCUGGUUUCAUUUUGAAUGCGCACUCUGGGCUCCUGGUACUUAUGUGAACGGGAAUGGUGUUGUUGGCGGUCUUAAUGAAGCAUUACAAUUAGCUCUUAAUGCACAUUGUUCACAUUGUCAAAAACCUGGGGCAAUUCUAAGUUGCUGUAAUCGUGGAUGUAAUUUAAGUUAUCAUUAUCAAUGCGCACAUAAAGCUGAAUGUCAUUUGGAUCGGGAUCAAUACAUUCUGCUGUGCAAAAAGCAUCAUAUCUAUUCAUAGUCAGUCAAUUAGUCAAUAAAGCAACAUAUACCAUAUAUGUAUUUACGAUGAUGAUGAUGAUACUAUAUUGUAUUUGUUUUUAUCACUGUCCCACAUGUCAAUGUAUCCUAACCAACAUGUUUAGUUUUUUAAAAUAUAAUUGUAUGAUUUUGUAAAGAUAUCAUGUAAAUGUUUGUAUGUAGGUGUGCUUGUGCGCCGUUUUUUUUCAAUAAUAUAACCUGUUGUAUAGGUAGGUGCUUACAAAUCCCUAGAUCCAAAACUCAAUUUGAACACUUUCUUUCUCAUUGUUCCUCUUCCUAGGAACACACACACACACAGUAUGUGUUGUAGGAAGAGAGAAAUAGUGAUUGUACAGUUUUCUUUUUCAUUCUUGUUUGUUUGUUUUUUUUUACUCCAAUGUGCGCGUAUUUGUGUGCUCUUCAUAUUAUCAUUUUCUCUCUCUCUCUCUCCUUACUUUAACUCAAAAUUAAAGCAGAUUAUAAUGAAUGAUGAUUACCAUCAAAUCUAUCCACUUUAUUCAUGUAUUUUAUCUAUGAACAUGUUUUUCUAUGCAUGUGUAUAUCUAUCUAUGUAUAUGAAUUUGGUAAAGAAAAUUUUGCUUUUGUAUUUAUUUUAAAAACAUGUGUGUAUUUAUGCUUAUGGGUUCAAAUGACGGUGUUAGUAAGAAAGGAUUGUUUGACAAAGAUUAAUGAAAAUGUUUAUAUCUUCUAGUGAUACGUGUGUGUCGCUCUCUCAUUAGAUUUAUUUUUUCCCAUUUUGGUCUAUUCAUUUGUAUGUUAGAAGACAAACCGAAAUAAAAACGUCAUUAGUUUAA
Molecule: messenger RNA, 3070 nt
Organism: Schistosoma turkestanicum
Lineage: Eukaryota; Metazoa; Platyhelminthes; Trematoda; Strigeidida; Schistosomatidae
Source: the annotation of a GenBank genome assembly